This is a messenger RNA of Habropoda laboriosa, 1968 nucleotides long. RefSeq names its product homeobox protein extradenticle-like (gene exd). The record is from RefSeq and is a predicted model, not a curated record. Lineage: Eukaryota; Metazoa; Arthropoda; Insecta; Hymenoptera; Apidae. Gene Ontology annotation, biological process: embryonic organ development; regulation of transcription by RNA polymerase II; neuron development. Gene Ontology annotation, molecular function: DNA-binding transcription factor activity, RNA polymerase II-specific; RNA polymerase II cis-regulatory region sequence-specific DNA binding. Bases 525 to 1832 code for a protein of 435 amino acids. Gene Ontology annotation, cellular component: nucleus. The transcript has 8 exons.
AGCGAACCAGAGAGAGAGAGAGAAAGAUAGAGAGAUCGAGAAAGAGGAACGAGAGCAAGUUAAAACGCCAAACGAUACGUAAGAGACAAAGGCCACGGCGGCAUAACCUCCAAGCCGAUCGUACCGCGCGUUGCGAGGACCUUCUGUCCUCGUAGAUCGCUUCGUUUUCUCUACGAAUUUGCUACGCUAUUUACGAGAGAUUAUAUUUUUGCAAGUGCAUGCCUGCCCGGGCUUCCAUAUGAAGUGUCGCACGAGUGAGAGAGAGAGAGAAAGAGCACGUGCAUGAAACAUAUUUUCCUCGAAGUACGGGAGUCGUCAUAAAGUGAAAGAGCGGGACGGUUGUUUGUACAGUCGUGUUUUUCCGCGGCACCUGGUAUACGAUACACGUCCAUGAGUGUUGUGCGAACAAAUUCACUCUCGCGACGGAAGCAAAAAGAAUAAGAAAAAGGAAAAAGAAGAAGAAGAAGAAGAAGAAAAAAAGAGGUGACGAAAAUAAUAUUCCCUAGUGUUGUAGUCCACGGUUAAUGGAUGAAACUGGCAGGAUGCUGCAACACGGAGGAUCAGGUGUUGGUUUGAUGGGAGGGAACCAGGGCCAAGGGGCCCAGAAUACCGCCGGAUACGGUAGCAUGGGACCCGUGGACGGAUCUGCGACACAGGGUCCAGAUCAAGCUGUCGAGGCAAGAAAACAGGACAUCAGUGAAAUUCUUCAACAGAUAAUGAACAUCACCGAUCAGAGCUUGGACGAGGCGCAAGCGAGAAAACAUACUCUGAAUUGUCACAGAAUGAAGCCGGCCCUGUUUUCGGUUUUGUGUGAAAUCAAGGAGAAAACAGUGCUGUCGUUAAGGAACACUCAGGAAGAGGAGCCACCCGAUCCGCAGCUAAUGAGGCUGGACAACAUGUUGAUCGCUGAGGGUGUUGCUGGGCCUGAGAAGGGUGGUGGAGCGGGAGCGGCAGCGUCCGCCUCGGCGGCCGCGGCGGCUGGACCACCUGGACAACCUGACAACGCUAUCGAACACUCCGACUACAGAGCCAAGCUCGCCCAAAUUAGGCAGAUUUACCACCAAGAGCUCGAGAAAUACGAACAGGCAUGUAACGAGUUCACGACACACGUUAUGAAUCUACUGAGGGAACAGAGUCGCACCAGGCCGAUCACGCCCAAGGAGAUCGAGAGGAUGGUCCAGAUCAUUCACAAGAAAUUCUCCAGCAUCCAAAUGCAGUUGAAACAGUCCACCUGCGAGGCAGUGAUGAUCCUGAGGAGUCGAUUCCUUGACGCGAGGCGUAAAAGACGAAACUUCAGCAAACAAGCCUCCGAAAUCCUGAACGAAUACUUCUAUUCGCACCUGAGUAAUCCUUAUCCGAGCGAAGAGGCGAAGGAAGAGCUCGCACGAAAAUGCGGAAUCACCGUGAGUCAGGUUUCCAAUUGGUUCGGCAACAAGAGGAUACGCUACAAGAAAAACAUAGGUAAAGCACAGGAGGAAGCGAACUUGUACGCAGCCAAAAAGGCAGCUGCAGCUUUUGCAGGAGCGUCGCCGUACAGUAUGGGUGGUGCAAGCCAGGGCACCCCGACGCCGAUGAUGUCCCCGGCGCCACCCGGUGGUCCGCAAGACAUGGCCGGAUACGGAAUGGGCAUAAACGGUAGCGACUACGGCUCGCAACCGUACAACGACGGCUCGAUGGGCUACGAUCCCAUGCACCAGGGCAAGGCAUUGGCUGGGGGGCCAGGCGCGGCGGGAUGGAUGCAACAACGCGAGGCAGUGCCGGAAUUUCCGCCACUCCACGAUUCAGCGGACUCUGAUUCCGACCGAGAAAAUGAAAAACGGCCGCGCGUCUAAAGUCACUUUUUUGGAAUGAACGAGAAUAGAGAAUGGUAAAUGAAACUGAUCAAACAGAGAAAGAAAAAAGAAGGAAACACACACACAUACACACACGCGCAGAGAAAUAAAAUCGAUAGAAACGCGGCAACGAAAC